UGCAAAGGCCAACCCAGGCCGUCGCAUUGGAGGUAGCGCACACAAUUAGCCCGUUUUGGAGCAUGCGCUUUAGAUUGUUUUAACCGUUCAGCCAGUUCGCCUAGCUGCUGUGAAAAUGGCGUUAAGUAAGACUUUUGGACAGAAACCGAUUAAAUUUCAGUUAGAGCAAGAUGGGGACUUCUAUAUGGUUGGAUCAGAGGUUGGAAAUUACCUCCGUAUGUUCAGGGGCUCCCUGUAUAAAAGGUACCCGUCGCUCUCAAGGAGAUUAGCCUCAAUAGAGGAGAGGAAGAAGAUUGUGGCAUCCUCGCACGCCACAAGUGUGACCCUGCUGAAGGCAUCGGAAUGUGAAGAGAUCUUCGAGGGGAAUGAUGAGAAGUACAAAGCUGUUUCCAUCAGCACAGAGCCCCCGGCCUACCUCAGGGAGCAGAAAGGCAAGAGGAACAGCCAGUGGGUCCCCACGCUGCCCAACAGCUCCCACCACCUGGAUGCCGUGCCCUGCUCCACCACCAUCAACCGCAACCGCAUGGGCCGCGACAAGAAGCGCACCUUCCCCUUGUGCUUUGAUGACCACGACCCGGCCGUGAUCCAUGAGAACGCUGCUCAGGCUGAGGUGCUGGUUCCCAUCCGUCUGGACAUGGAGAUCGAUGGCCAGAAACUCCGAGACGCGUUCACCUGGAACAUGAACGAGAAGCUGAUGACCCCGGAGAUGUUUGCCGAGAUCCUGUGUGACGAUCUAGACCUGAACCCACUGGCCUUCGUCCCUGCCAUCGCCUCGGCCAUCCGCCAGCAGAUUGAGUCGUACCCCACGGACAGCAUCCUGGAUGAACAGACUGACCAAAGGGUCAUUAUCAAGCUGAACAUCCACGUGGGGAAUAUCUCCCUGGUGGAUCAGUUUGAGUGGGACAUGUCGGAGAGGGAGAACUCUCCGGAGACAUUUGCCUUGAAGCUGUGCUCUGAGCUGGGCUUGGGGGGAGAGUUUGUCACCACCAUUGCGUACAGCAUCCGCGGCCAGCUCAGUUGGCACCAGAGGACGUACGCCUUCAGUGAGAACCCCCUGCCUACGGUGGAGAUUGCCAUCCGCAACACGGGCGACGCCGACACGUGGUGCCCCCUGCUGGAGACCCUGACGGACGCCGAGAUGGAGAAGAAGAUCAGGGACCAGGACAGGAACACCAGGCGCAUGAGACGACUGGCCAACACGGCUCCUGCCUGGUGAAGAGAAGAAGGAAUAAGCAACUACAGAACCUCUGGUCAACCUACGGUCAACCCUUAUGGGGCCCUCUGAAAGGACGCAUGUGCAUACAUAUAAACUCCCCAAUAGACAUUCCACUGACCCCUUCUCACAGCCAUUAUAGCGUCUACUAACUCAGUGCUUGGCUAUCACAGACAUGAACAUUACUCCAGGACCAGUCCCAUUUAGAGUGGCUAAAUCUGACUCCGGACCAGAGAGUUAAAGCUGUGUUCAAGGAGCCUUAUCCAUAUUCUAGUCAUGAAACCUCAUUUGUGUCCCUGUUCAGAGACUGAACUCCUUCCAUCGAUGCUAUUUUGUGAUGAAGGGAGGCGGUGAAUGGGGAGUGCCGUUGGUAAAGUGUCUACAUAUAGGUAUGGAAUGUAGCCCUGGUUGCUUGUACAGACUCCAUCUAAGUGGGCUUCAACUGUUAUACUGCGUUGAUGCACUCACACGUGGACGAUGCUGACCGACUUGAUCCAGGUCUGUGAUUAGAAUACGUUACGCUCGAGCAUACUAAACUCUGGCCAAUAAUGGAAACGUGUGUUGUGCUUCCUUUUUGUCAAGUGCUGAUACUUUUUGUCAACUUUCUUCAUUGUCUUUUUCCUUUUUUUUAUUUUUAAUAAAAUACCAUAGAAU
Molecule: messenger RNA, 1867 nt
Organism: Esox lucius (northern pike)
Lineage: Eukaryota; Metazoa; Chordata; Actinopteri; Esociformes; Esocidae
Gene: smarcb1b
Product: SWI/SNF related, matrix associated, actin dependent regulator of chromatin, subfamily b, member 1b
Exons: 9
Coding region: 116-1216 (366 amino acids)
Biological process (GO): regulation of transcription by RNA polymerase II; chromatin remodeling
Cellular component (GO): nucleus; nuclear chromosome
Molecular function (GO): transcription coregulator activity
Source: RefSeq, a predicted model, not a curated record